GGACACUCGAACGUUCUCCAGAGUUCUGAUAUUUUCCUCUCUCCUCCCCGCCUUCCUCUCUCUCUCUCUCUAGAGCUUCAAUCGAUACGCAUGUGCAGACACCAUAGAUCCACAGUUGUGUUCUCUUCCGUACGUACAUGCUCACUUCUCGUCCUCUCUCUCUCUCUCUCUCUCUCUCUCUCUCUCUCUCUCGGUUUCCUGGAGCUUUGUAGUCUGUCCUUGACUCCUUUCACGGCGAUUGUCACCGUCUUAUACGAUCACUUACAGAAAAAAUCGAUUCUUUCUCCUCUAGUGAAGUACAGUAUUUGAUAUUUAACUGACGAUGUCAUUCUUUAUGUGCAUAUGUCUGCUGUUUUUUAUCCUCUUGAGAAGCAGUUACUUGAAUCAGCUCAGCUGUCUGAAUGGUGAGAAGCCUGAUGUCAGUUACUGUGGGGCAAUAUUGUGGUGGCUGACAUCCUUCCACAGUUGUCAACCUGCUUGGCUAGUGCAGCUGUAGCCUGGUAUGAAUUUCAAGACUGCGGCUGGCUUAGCUGGAGAUUGGUUGGUGCCUGGAACUCAUAUCCAAGGAGGCCGUGUGAAACUUGGGAGCUUCCGUUUGGUUGAUCGAUACCCUCUGCUCCAUAAACCUGAGAUGUUAAGUUUCUGGUCAGAAUGGGCUAGAGAUCAACUUCCAGUUUUCCACUCAAAGAAGACAGUGAAAAAAGUAACUGCAAUUAGGGCGGGGCAUACACUUGAGAUGAGGAAUCAUGUACUUUUUGAGAAGCAGAAUGCUUUGAGGUGGGACAUUAAGCAGGCAAUUGGAAGAAAAAGUUUGAAGGGGCUCAUGCAUAUUCACCAGAUACGACAAGGUCCUGUUCAAGGAUGUUGUAUUGCUCUAUCCAUGAAAGUAGCUGAGAUGUCCCACAUUGAUGGCCAUUCCAUAGAUGGUUUGCCCUCUAUGUCUCAAAGGGGCCUUCAAGGCAUGGCCAACUCCUAUCAUUGUCUUCCCCUCUUGGUGGCAGCUCGUGGACCACAGCUGAUUUAGAUUUAUGAGCAGUAGCGUUCUAAAUGGCGGCCGCCGGCGCUCGGCGGCAUGAUUUCACCCUCGGUGGCUUGUUCGGCGAAUAGGGAGAUUUGGCGGAGCUUGGUGGCUAGCGGAGAUUUGGAGGAGCUAUGCGGCGGUCUUGGCGGGACUUGAUUGCCUUAAAAAUAUUUAAAAAAUAUAUUUUUGAAAAAAACACCGAAUCGCUUGGUGGCGGGUCACCGCUUGAGUAGCGCCGAGUGCCAUUUAGAACACUGAUGAGCAGCAAUAAUAUGUGUU
Molecule: messenger RNA, 1300 nt
Organism: Rhododendron vialii
Lineage: Eukaryota; Viridiplantae; Streptophyta; Magnoliopsida; Ericales; Ericaceae
Exons: 9
Coding region: 503-1024 (173 amino acids)
Source: RefSeq, a predicted model, not a curated record